AUUUAAAAAAUAGAUAUAUAUUGCCAUGCUGAUCAUUUCUCAGUAAUUCCUCGCCCCAGGAGCCUCAGGAGCCCCCAGGUCAGCUCUGCUCCUGCAGUGGCUCCCCCAAAUACAGGAGGAUGAAGUUCCUCAGUUUGGCCAUCUCCUUCCUCAUCAUCUCCACCGCGCUCGGGUCCAAGCGUGAAUUCUCCUCACGACCUUACCACCCCGCCGACUGCUGCAUCUCCUACAUUAGCUUCAAGUUCCCGCGGUUCCGAUUGUCGAGUUAUUAUGAGACCAGCAGCCAGUGCUCCAAGCCCGGAAUUGUCUUCAUUACCAAAAAGGGCUACUCCAUCUGUGCCAACCCCAGUGACAGCUGGGUCCAAGACUACAUCAAGGACAUGGAGGAGAACUGAGUGGCCCAGAAGUGGUGGGGAAGGUCACAGCUUGGAGUCUGAAAGAGAAGAGGUCGAGAAUCCCCUUUUUUCCCCAACUCUCAGCCCCAGCCACUCCCUUGGAGCUGCUCUGCCUUGAAUUAAAGAUCAUCCACGCUC
This is a messenger RNA of Choloepus didactylus (southern two-toed sloth), 533 nucleotides long. It is a transcript of the gene CCL14, whose product is annotated as C-C motif chemokine ligand 14. The record is from RefSeq and is a predicted model, not a curated record. The transcript has 3 exons. Lineage: Eukaryota; Metazoa; Chordata; Mammalia; Pilosa; Megalonychidae. The coding region runs from base 120 to 395 and encodes 91 amino acids. Gene Ontology annotation, biological process: lymphocyte chemotaxis; neutrophil chemotaxis; cellular response to interleukin-1. Gene Ontology annotation, molecular function: CCR chemokine receptor binding; chemokine activity. Gene Ontology annotation, cellular component: extracellular region.